GUUCUCACAAAAGCCACAAGCAAGCCCUUAGAAUUCGCAACGAUCACCCCAAUCAGUACGACGAGUCCCACUUAAAGUUUAAAAGGCAGAAUAUCACAGACACCCUAAACUACCCCUACAUGGCGGCGGUUAUAAUAAACGGAAGGCUUUGGUGUGCUGGGGCCAUUGUCGACGUGAACUGGGUGGUCACGGCGGCUCAUUGUUUGAAUUACGUUCUCCAGGUGUCUGCGUUGAAGUCCUUGAAGAAUUACGUGAAACUCCGCGUCGGUAGCGCUUUGCCCCAUGAAGGAGGGGUUCUCGUUGACGUGGAAGGAGUCGUCAGACAUCCGAAGUUCGAAGAAGAACCAGUACCGCAUGCCGAUGUGGCUCUUCUCAAACUAUCUACAAAUUUAGAAUUCACACCACACGUGAGCCUAAUAAAGAUAUAUGAAGGGACAAAGGAGCCUUACGCUCAGAGCUUUGUUACCGUUUCCGGGUGGGGUGCUGUUAAGGGUACAGAUACGGCGUUUAGGGAGCACACACCAAGCUUGCUCUCAGCGCGUCUCAAGAUCCGCUCACACAGAUACUGUGUGGACGCCUUCCAAUUAGUCAGCGGACUACAGAUAACCCGAGACUUCUUCUGUGCUUCAUUGAGGAAUGGCACCCGGGACGCUUGUCUGUUCGACGCAGGCGCUCCUGCAGUGCAGAAGAAUAAGCUGAUGGGAAUAAUGAGUUUCGGUCCUGAAAACUGUGGUGAUGAACAUCAGCCGGCUGUCUUCAUCAAAGCAUUCUACUUCAGAGAUUUUGUCAAACACACGAUAUCUUCAUACAAGACGACAGCAGACCUAAUAGAAGCGAUGAAGGAGGUUGAACCUGAAUUAAACGAAAAGGAGGAAUAUCCUAAAGACGUCAGAAUAAAGCCGCAAGAUCUUCCUAACGAUAUAAUCUAAAAAUAUUAAAAAACAAAUAUAUUAUUAUAGGCCCUUUAUCGUUUGGAGUUUAAAAAAUUGUUAUCUAACAGUGACAAACUGGCAAUACAAGAUAACGUUAUUAUAUUAAAAUUUCAGCUAAGUUUUAUGUGAUAAUUUUUCCGAUGACCUUUUGUCAAAUAUGUCAUAAGAAUUACAACUGUACACCGCCAUUUUUGUGUAACAUCUUCAUCAAACCAUAAAAUAUUGGGUUGUGGACACCCAUCACGUGUUAAGAAAGAUCGCAAACAUAAUAAGUUGUAAAACAAAACUUCUCACAAAUGUUUUUUUACUUUGUGACGACAGCAAUAAAGUCUAUGUUUGUUAGUCAAA
This is a messenger RNA of Bombyx mori (domestic silkworm), 1280 nucleotides long. Its product is annotated as trypsin 3A1. Bases 120 to 929 code for a protein of 269 amino acids. The record is from RefSeq and is a predicted model, not a curated record. The transcript has 6 exons. Gene Ontology annotation, molecular function: serine-type endopeptidase activity. Lineage: Eukaryota; Metazoa; Arthropoda; Insecta; Lepidoptera; Bombycidae. Gene Ontology annotation, biological process: proteolysis.